CCCACCAUGUGGGCUCAUCCUGGGUCUGUGAUCCCCUCAGGGAGUCCUGUUACCAUCAGGUGUCAGGAAUCCCUGGGGGCCCAAACGUAUGUGAUAUAUAAAGAGGGAAGCCAAGAGCGCUGGGUCCAACAGACUCAAACAGACAACAGCACUGAGGCAAAACUCACCAUUCCAUCUACAACACAAGUGCAGGCAGGCCGAUAUCACUGUUACACCUACACCUCUGCGGGAUGGUCACAGCGCAGUGACCCCUUAGAGCUGGUGGUGACAGGAGUCUACAACAAACCCACCCUGUCAACCAUGCACAAUCCUGUUGUAAACGUAAGAGGGUUUGUGACCCUCUCUUGUACCUCAAGUCAGAGAUAUGACUGGUUCAUUUUAACUAAGAAUGGUCAAAAGUUCUCCAUCCCUCGGAGCCCAAGACACACACCCACUGGGAUGUUCCUGGCUCAGUUUCCAGUGGGUCCAGUGACCUCCAGCCAGAGGUGGAGGUUCAGAUGCUAUGGCUAUUACACAAAUAAUCCUCAGGUGUGGUCAGAAGGGAGCGAGGUCCUGGAGCUCCUGGUCUCAGGGAACCUUCAGAAACCCACCUUGUGGGCUGAACCAAGUUCUGUGAUUGCCUCUGGCAAUGUUGUGACCAUCUGGUGUGAGGGGUCCAAGGAAACCCAAAUAUAUUUCCUGUAUAAAGAAGGAAGCCCAGCACCCUGGGACAGUCAAACUCUCAAAGGUCCUGGUAAGAAGGCCAUGUUCUCCAUAGAAUCCAUGGAAAAGCAUCAUGCAGGGAAAUAUCGCUGUUACUCUUACAAAUCUAUAGGCUGGACAGAGAGCAGUGACCCUCUGGAGCUGGUGGUGACAGGAGUUUACCCCACUAAAAUCACUCUGUCAGCCCUUUCCAGCCCUGUGGUGACCUCAGGAGGAAAUGUGACCUUUCAGUGUGUCUCACAAAAGGCAUAUGACAGGUUUAUUCUAAUGAAGGAAGAUGAGAAGUUCUCCAGGCCUUUGCCCUCACAGAAAAUAUACCCUGAGCUAUUUGGAGCUGUGUUCACAGUGGGUCCUGUGACCCCCAACCAGAGGUGGAGGUUCACAUGCUAUGGCUAUAACCUGAGGAGCUCUCAGCUGUGGUCAGUUCCCAGUAACCACUUAGAGGUCCUGGUCUCAGAACUGGAAGGAUACCAAAAGGCUGUGAUUGGUGUCUCUGUGGCCUUCUUCCUCCUGCUCUUCCUCCUCAUCCUCUUCUUUUUCCUCAAACUGAGGCAUCAGAAGAAUGACAGGAAGGGGGUGCAGACAAAGACUGACUUGCAACAUCCUGCAGACUCAGCGACCAAGGGGGAAAGCUUCCAGAAGAGAUCCACACCAGCUCCUGCCAUCCAGGAAGAAAUCUUGUAUGCUACUGUGAAGGUCACACAGCCUGCAGAUAGCAUGGAGCUGGAUGUCCUGAGCCAACAUGAGGAAGACCCCUCUAAAUACUUGUAUGCCCAGGUGAAGCCCUCGAGAUUAAGAAGGACAGAGAUCACCUAUUCUUCUCUCAUGCCAAAGGAAUUAUUGGCCUCCAAUGACACACAGUCAAAAGGAAAUCAAGUGAUAGAUGAACAGGCUGUUACAACAGAGGAGCCACAUGAUGUGACCUAUGCCCAGCUGUGCAUUGUGACCCCAAGACACGGACAUGUGAACCUCCCUUCUUCCAGGCAGAAAAUUCCAACCUGAGAUCAUAGUCUGGCCUCUACCAAUCUCGGGAGAUCACACUCUGCAUUUCAUGGAGUAGGGAGGACUCAGGGAUGUCAGAAAAUAAGAUCUGCCUCAGGUGCACAGUCAUAGUGCAGACAUGAUCAGUCUCUGUAGCACGAAUCUUUAAGAGUCUUAUUAAUAAAAUCAAACCUGAGGCCAGUUAUUGGGGUGAAUGCUGGAAGAUCAGAGAAGCAGAAGAAGCCACAGUUACCUCACCUCGCCAAU
This is a messenger RNA of Peromyscus maniculatus bairdii (prairie deer mouse), 1950 nucleotides long. Lineage: Eukaryota; Metazoa; Chordata; Mammalia; Rodentia; Cricetidae. The record is from RefSeq and is a predicted model, not a curated record.